Molecule: messenger RNA, 1935 nt
Organism: Fragaria vesca subsp. vesca
Lineage: Eukaryota; Viridiplantae; Streptophyta; Magnoliopsida; Rosales; Rosaceae
Exons: 1
Coding region: 1-1776 (591 amino acids)
Cellular component (GO): membrane
Source: RefSeq, a predicted model, not a curated record
AUGAAGGCUUUCACCCUCCAAGUUCUUACAGGAAGGUGGCUCAUGUUGUUUGCUUCAUUUCUAAUGAUGGCUAGUGCUGGUGCAAGCUACAUGUUCGGCCUCUACUCAAAUGACAUCAAGUCCUCACUCGGUUACAGCCAAACGACCCUCAAUCUCAUCAGCUUCUUCAAGGACUUAGGGGCCAACAUUGGCAUAUUUUCGGGGCUGAUCAACGAGGUGACUCCCCCAUGGGUGGUCUUAUCGAUCGGUGCAGCUUUCAACUUCUUUGGCUAUUUCAUGAUUUGGCUUGCCGUGACCAAAAAAAUAGCCAAGCCCCAAGUUUGGCACAUGUGCACGUACAUAGCAAUGGGGGCAAACUCGCACACUUUCAUCAACACCGGAGCUCUAGUCACCUGCGUGAAGAACUUCCCCAGAAGCCGUGGACUCUUGUUAGGCCUUUUGAAUGGCUACAUUGGUCUAAGUGCAGCAGUAAUCGCGCAGCUAUACCAUGCUCUCUAUGGUGAUGACACUAAGUCCUUCACAUUGUUCGUCGCAUGGCUUCCUUCUACUCUUUCUCUGAUAUUUCUCCGGACCAUUAGAAUCAUGACGGUUAUACCAAACAAAAAUGACCGCAAUGUGUUACAUAAAUUCUUUUUUAUCUCACUUGGACUUGCCAUGUUCUUGUUGGUAAUAAUCAUAGUAGAGCAGCAAGUCAACUUCACACAAAGUGAGUACAGUGGGAGUGCAGCUGUAGUAAUUUUCUUGCUCUUUCUCCCACUCGCUGUUGUUGUAGCCGAAGAGAAAAAUAUUUGGAGGAACAGUCGACUGAUUAGUACCGCAGAACAUAUCGAUUCAUCAGGCCAAAACCAGCUGAGUAUAAUUCCAUCCCCAGUAUCAUUAGUGUCACCUAGUGAUGACAGGAAAGUUUCUUGUUGGGAUUGGAAUCAUAUAUUUAGUCCACCACAGAUAGGAGAGGACUACACCAUACUCCAAGCAGUGUUCAGCAUCGAAAUGUUUGCGUUGUUCUUGACAACACUAUGCGGCCUAGGCGGCAUGUUAACAAUGAUGGACAACUUGGGUCAGAUUGGAACUGCAUUGGGAUACUCAUUGGGAAGUAUAAGCACAUUUGUGUCACUCACAAGCAUUUGGGUUUACCUAGGGGAAGUAAUGGUGGGUAUGCUCUCAGAAAUCUUCAUCACAAAGUACAAAUUUCCCAGACCUCUCAUGUUCACUCUCUCCCUCUUGCUAUCAUGCAUUGGUCACCUUCUGAUUGCAUUCAAUGUGCCAAACGGUCUCUAUGCGGCUUCGAUAAUCAUCGGCUUUUGCUUUGGUGGACAGUGGCCACUGAUAUUUUCGGUCACUUCUGAGAUUUUCGGGCUUAAGCACUGCUCUACGUUGAACAAUGUUGGGGUAAUGGCUUGCCCACUUGGGUCAUAUUUAAUCAAUGUGAGGGUGACGGGGUAUCUCUAUGAUAAGGAAGCAGAGAAGCAACUGAGAGCUUUGGGAUUGGAGAGGAAGAUUGGGGAGGGGUUAAAUUGCAGUGGGGGGCAAUGCUACAGAUUGCCCUUCAUUAUAAUCACUGGAGUGACAAUGCUUGGUGUGCUUUUUUCACUUGUUUUGGUGCUUAGGACUAGGAAGUUCUAUAACAGUGACAUUUAUAAAAAGUUCAAAGAUGAGGCCAAAGAAGUAGAGUAUGAAACUGUGGUGGCCAGAAACCCAGUUAGACUACAAAAGUUAAGUGAAAAGUUGGAAGGUGCAUAUGAGAGUAGUGGUUCUGAAGUUAAAGAUGUAAGGUAGAAAUCCCGGGGUAAAUAAUUGAAGUAAGCAAUUAUUAGGUUAUAAUUCUGAGUGUCUAGUGCAAGUUAGUUUAUAUAAUAAACAGAGGGAGCAAUGUACUAUAUAUGUUCCAGUUCUUACUGUCAAUCAUGGCAUGCACUAGGGAUGGUGUAGUGGGAG